AAUUCUACCCAGGAUAAAUUGAUGUCAACCGCAGGAUCAAUAACCAGCACAGACUCAACAACAAAGAGACCUAGGCUGAAACUAAAGAAUACAUCCGGAGGGAACUGGAGGAAAGAGAUUCUAGGAGAUAUCACUGUUAUGAACCCACAAGAGCUGAAGGACUUGAAUAAGAUUCUAAAAUCACAACACACAAUGAAAUCCAAGUCACAGAGUCUAGGAAGUAAUUUACGGAGACAAGCUGCUAUAUCAGAGAGCAUAGAGGAAGAGAGUGAGCCUACAUCAAGCAGAAGCAUUCCACCUCCUCCUAUAAUCAGUGUCCAGCAUGCGCCGGCAAUUCCACAGAUAAUUGAAGAAGAAGAAGAACCAGAAGAACCAGAUAGAGGUGAUAGUGGCAACGAAGGGGAUACUGAAAACACUCUGACAGUUGAAAAGCCUGCAUUACCCAAGGAGUUGAAGAAGAAAAGAAACAAGGAACAGACAAAGAAUGGAGAGAUGCCAUCUUGGGCAACUAAGUUUCUUCAGUCUAAUAACAUCAAGGCAUCAGGAGAUCUUGGCAUGGAUGAAGCUAAGUCUGGAUCUUCAGAUGAGACAGAGAAAGCAGCCACUGCAGAAGAACAAGUCUAGCAGAUCUUCCAUCAAAUAAAUUUUUUGUAUUUGAAUAUGCUGUGGGCAAUUCAAGUUGCAAGUGCUAUCAAUACAUAAUGCAUAUGUUCAUUGGCAUUCACAAUGUUUAAUCCUUCUGAAUUGCAUUGUCCUCAGUGGCAGAUCCAGGGUUCGUUUGCUGGGGGGGGGGGGCACUAGCCCUUAAAUAGUCCCCCUUCCCAAUAAGAAAGUCGUCACAUCUUUGAUGUGCCUCUUUUUGAGAAGGAAAAAAAUAAAAAGGAUACAAGUUUAUCACAUUUUUGAGGAGCGUUUGCUGGACUAAUAUGGCUUUUAAGCAUGUACUUUAGGUGUGCUCAUGUCUCUGUGUCCCUGUGCAUCUGCCAAUGGUUAUAUUGCAUGAUUUCUAAAAUUGUAAAUGACGAAAAAUCAAAGCUGGGAAGAUAGAAAUCAUAUUUGGUUAAAAAUAUAUAACAGGAGAACAAUACUUACUAAUUCACUUAAAAAUACUAAAAUAUAGCAGUUGACAAAUCUAUUUUAUUUAUGAGAAAUCUGCACCCCAGAAGAGCACCAACUUAUUUAUGCAAUUUACGUUCUGGCAAUAGUAGUACAAAGGAUAAUAGCAGGUGAAUGAAAUGCUUCAUCACCACACACACCUGGGAAGGAGGUAUCCAUUCAUUUAAAUACAUUGACUUGAUAAACGACUUCACAAAGUACGUCGGGUUAUUAUAAAAACAUGGUGAUGCCCAUGACGUGCUGAGAAACUGUACAUUAUUCUUGCUUUAUGCCUCUCUCAUAUAAUUUGGUGGGUAAUUAGAUUAAUAGGCAAGAAUAUAAUAAAUCUCUCAGAAUAAGUAAAGUUAUUUCUUAGGGCGAGGUUUCCUUUAAGGUCAUGACAUAAGACAUAAAACAUAAUGAGUUUUUAUUUGAAGAAUGAAAUGUAUAUUUAUCAAUAAUAUUUGUAAGUUUUUGCUUUUAAACUUGUGAUUUUACACUCUUAUAUAGUUGUAUAUUUAUAGUGAAUAUUUUAUGAAAGUAUGCAAUUAAUAGGAUCCAUGGUGUGUGAUUUGUUAUGCAAUGGUUAGAUGAUUUAGGUGAUAAUUUGAUUCAACAGUGUCUUCAUAUGCUGCACUGAAACAAUGUAAAUCAUAUGAUUCUAUCUUUUUAUACAAAGCUAGCAUAUUUUUGACAUGUUUAAAAAGACCAUUAGAAUUUGAUAUAUCAGAUGAACUAUACAUGUAUAUAUUGUUUUAUGAAGAAGAAAAGUCUAUCAUGCAUGCCUAAUUCCAUCCAGAAUCAUCGGUCUAGCUAAGAUUGAUUCAUGUGGGCGUAUAUUAUGCUUCAAGAUAUGUAAAUAUUUAUAAUGUAGACAGCGACAACUGAAUUCCAAAGUUUGUAAGAUAUGCAAGUUUUUAUCAGAAAAUAUUUGUAAAUUUUAAGAUAUUUUUCUAUUUGAUCAGGAUUUUGUGAUUUAAAGAAUUUCCAGCCUGUGGUCUUUCAAACAUGAAUCAUUGUAAGCACAAGAGAGCCACAUGCACAUUCUACAGUAGCAAUAUUCAUAUACCUCAAAUGAUAAAUUAAUGAUCCACUUGUUGAAUGAUUAUGUGUAGAUUGAUAAUGUAUAAAACCAUCAUGAUGAUGUCUGUUUUCUACAUUACACAUGUAGUUUUUACUAUUAAUAGUCCAUAACAUGCACAUGUGCAGUUUUUAUCUAUCACUCUUUAUUAAAAGUAUCAAUAUCAAAGAGGUGCAUGAAUUCUCUGGGGAAAAUCUGGUGAAGCAGUAAGCUUUAUUUUAGAUUUUUGGCCUCAAAAGGAAAACUGGUUUUACAUGGUUAGUUAAAUGAAUUCAUGACAUCAGUUGAAUUGGUGAAAGAACUUUCUUUUGACUGUUGUUGAUAUUUGUAUAAAACUACAUGUCUUUGUAAUUGUUGUGAAUGUGUACGUAACAUACAUUAAUGUUAUGUGUAUUGUAUUGCUCCAAUGGCUACUUUGUAAACAAUUAGAGGGAUUUGCUUGAUGACUGUUGUGCUCAAAAUAUAUGGAAUAUGUGGAGAAUGUAAAAUAUUUUGCACAUUGGUGCUCUAGCAUACACAAUACAAAAUGAGAAUUAACAGUUCAUCAAGUUCGAUACCUGCAUGCCCUUUUUAUUACCCAAACCUCAAAUAUUGUGGAAGGUCACAGAGGUUAAAAAAAAGCCUCACCAGGACCAUUUACGCAUCCCAAACACCAUUUUGAUAAAUCAUUGUUUUGUAGACUGCUAUUUACACUACUAGAAAAGAGCCUAAAAGACAUUGGUGUUUGCUCUAUCUUAUUAGUUUUUGUGUGAGUAUAAUGCUGCUCUAUACAUGCUAACAAACGGUAGUGAGGAGAGUCACGUGACCUAAUACCAGAAUCAUUUAUAAAAGUUUUGAGAGCGAGCAUUUACACUGCAAAAAUCUGAAUUUUCUGCUGGUAUUUAAAAAAAAGCCACACUCCAGAGGAUAAUUUUUCAAUUUUGUUUGUUCGUUAUUUGCAGGCAGUUGCUUAGCAACUACUGAUGAUCGAGAACACCAUAUUUGUGAGAUAAUUUUACUGCAGUGUAAAUGUAGCUUCUUUCGUACGUUAUAGGGGGAGGGGGGAGGGGUGCACUGAAAUGAAAUAACAAGAUGUACAUGAUUGUUUUGAUUGCUUUUGAAAAAUAAUUAUUACAUUAAAUUAAAAUGAUAAAUAAAAUCUAAAGAGAAAGAAUUGCUGUAUUUGUCUUCAUGAACAAUUGCUCAAGACAUGGAAUGUAAAUAUUAAACUUGAGAAGAAUACAUUUAUCAUGUUAAUAUCA
This is a messenger RNA of Strongylocentrotus purpuratus (purple sea urchin), 3417 nucleotides long. RefSeq lists its product as uncharacterized. Gene Ontology annotation, molecular function: protein binding; monoatomic ion channel activity. The record is from RefSeq and is a predicted model, not a curated record. Gene Ontology annotation, biological process: monoatomic ion transport; transmembrane transport. Gene Ontology annotation, cellular component: membrane. NCBI's taxonomy places the organism in Eukaryota, Metazoa, Echinodermata, Echinoidea, Camarodonta, Strongylocentrotidae.